AUGGCCUCUCUCUUCGCGGGGAAGGUCCUGAUGACCAACCGGGAGGAGGAUGAGGUGGAGACGGAGCGGGAGCUGUGCCGGGCGCUGGACAACAAGGUGCUGCUGCUGUACUUCGGCUCGGGGCAGUGCCCGCGCUGCCGAAGCUUCUCCCCUCUCCUCAGGGAUUUCUUCCUGCGCCUGACCGACGAGUUCUACGUGGAGCGGGCUGCGCAGCUGGGGCUGGUGUACGUGUCCCGGGACGAGACGGGCGAGCAGCAGAGCGCCUUCCUCAGGUCCAUGCCCAGGCGCUGGCUGGCUCUGCCCUUCGGCGAUGCCUUCACAAGGGAGCUGGAGCUGCGCUUUGCCGUGGCCGAGGUGCCGGCAGUGGUGGUGCUGAAGCCCAACGGGGAGCUGAUCACCAGCAACGCCGUGGAGCAGAUCCGGCGCCUGGGCCCCUCCUGCUUCCAGAGCUGGCAGGAGGCUGCAGAGCUGCUGGACAGAAACUUCUGCUUGGCUGAGGACUUUGACAACUCCGUCCGCAGAAGCAUCACCGACCCCAUCCGCCGCCUCAAGUACAGGCUGGACAAGAAGAAGGAGAGGAGACAGGAAGGAGAAGAGUCCUCUUAA
This is a messenger RNA of Colius striatus (speckled mousebird), 606 nucleotides long. It is a transcript of the gene NXNL1, whose product is annotated as nucleoredoxin like 1. The record is from RefSeq and is a predicted model, not a curated record. The coding region runs from base 1 to 606 and encodes 201 amino acids. The transcript has 2 exons. Gene Ontology annotation, biological process: photoreceptor cell maintenance. Lineage: Eukaryota; Metazoa; Chordata; Aves; Coliiformes; Coliidae. Gene Ontology annotation, cellular component: mitochondrion.